This is a messenger RNA of Serpula lacrymans var. lacrymans S7.9, 2142 nucleotides long. RefSeq lists its product as uncharacterized. NCBI's taxonomy places the organism in Eukaryota, Fungi, Basidiomycota, Agaricomycetes, Boletales, Serpulaceae. The coding region runs from base 1 to 1572 and encodes 523 amino acids. The transcript has 6 exons. The record is from RefSeq and is a predicted model, not a curated record.
AUGUCUUCCCCUACCAAGUACACUUCACUCAUCUUUGACAUCGGCGACGUCCUCUUCUCCUGGUCAUCGAAGACCAAGACUACCAUCUCCCCGAAGCUACUUCGUCAAAUACUCUCUUCGCCCACCUGGUUUGAUUACGAACGUGGCAGGAUAUCUCAGGAUGUUUGCUACAGUCGAGUCGGCCACGAGUUCACGUUAGAUCCCUCAGAAGUCGGUCGCGCUUUCGAACAAGCUCGGGAGUCCCUCCAAGCCAACGACGAACUUAUCUCUGUUAUUCGCGAGUUGAAGCAGCAGUCAAAUGGACAGCUCCGCAUCUUCGCCAUGUCCAACAUCUCCCAGCCUGAUUACGAAGUCUUACGUACGAAAGACGCCGACUGGUCAAUAUUUGACGAAGUAUUCACUUCUGCCAGUGCUGGGGAGCGCAAACCAAAUCUUGGUUUUUACAGGCUCGUCUUGUCCAAGACAGGUGUAGAUCCUCGAUGUACUAUCUUCGUUGACGACAAACUGGAGAAUGUUCUAUCCGCUCGUUCUCUUGGCAUGAAAGGCAUUGUUUUCGACGAUGUUUGUAAAGUCAUUCGCGCUCUACGGAAUCUAUUGGGAGAUCCUGUCACACGAGGCCAGAACUAUCUUAAGCAGAAUGCCAAACAUCAUGAUUCUGUCACCAAUGGUGGCGUAGUUCUUAGAGAAAACUUUGCGCAGUUACUCAUCCUGGAAGCCACAGAGGAUAAGAAUCUUGUUCAUCUUGAAGAACAACCACGUACCUGGAAUUUCUUUCAAGGGAAGCCGCUCUUAACGACUGAAGACUUUCCCUUCGAUCUCGACACGACUUCUUUGGGGUUGACUGUGUUGAAGUGCCCUGAAGACGUGGCAACUUCCGUGAUGGACGAGAUGCUCGAGUAUGUUGAUGAUGAUGGAAUAAUUCAGACAUAUUUCGAUCAUCGUAGACCACGAUUCGACCCAGUUGUUUGUGUCAACUCCCUUACACUAUUCUACUCUUAUGGGCGAGGAUCUCAGCUCAGGCGUACUUUGCAUUGGGUUCGAGAGGUGUUACUUCAUCGCGCUUACCUCGAUGGCACACGUUACUAUGCUACGCCCGAAUGUUUCUUAUAUUUCCUCAGCCGCCUUCUCCAAACCACGAACAAUUCAACGUUAUCAGAGUACUUGAAACCCCUUCUGAGGGAGCGUAUACAAGAAAGGAUAGGCGCUGAAGGCGAUGCUUUGGCUCUUGCCAUGCGUCUGCUCACUUGCGCAUACUUAAACAUUAGAAAUGAAGUGGAUCUGCGCACAUUACUUCCCCUGCAAUGCGAAGACGGAGGGUGGGAAAAUGGGUGGAUAUAUAAAUAUGGCUCAUCUGGAAUCACGAUUGGAAACCGUGCACCCUCGCCAACAACAUUUCCUUUAUCCAUUACCACUAAUUCGCGGUUCUUGCACCGGAAAAGCGAGUCCUCGGUAUCAGAUUUCUCGCCGAGUUCGCUUUUGGACCCAAGCCAUAGCACGGUCCGUCGCCGACCCUUUCGCUGGCUUUGGGAGAGUGGCAAACUCGGGAAAGUAGCAGUAGAGGCAGGAUUUUGACCACCCGUUCCACGGAACUUUCACGUCAGCACGUCUAUCAUUAUUGUUUUUCUUUCUUGUUUUUUUUUCUUUCCUCUCAUCUUAACCCGAUGUCGGUGGGACUUUGUAAUACAGAACGGAAUGCACUUAGGGUACCAACUCGCAUUACUGUCCAUGUACCUCUACACUCUAACGGAUACAACUGUAUAUAGCCUGUGCCAUCAGUGUACCAACUACUUAUGACUUACCUUUACUUCGUACAAUCAAUCAUGAUCAUUCCAUCCCAAUUGUAUCUGUCUUGUUGGACUUCUAGUUGCGGUACCACCCAGGCCACCAAGGUCACAUGUACAUAGUAAAGGUACAUUGCCUAGUAAGCCAUUGAUCACGUUCAUCUUGAGCCUUCAUGCUAAACCAAUAUUGGGAGUUGAUUAAAAGCAGUGUUCCAAUCGCCCAGCUGGUAAUGUAUCUUCAGGGCAGCAAAAACCUAUGUCAGGGCUUAAGAUCAUAAUGAUAUCCAUGUAGUUAUCCGCUGUUAUCGUUAAUCCAUGGAGUAGAUUACCAUCAUCAUUACUGUAAAUAUGGCUGACAAAC